AUGGAUAUUCCAAAACGGUACCUGUCACUCUUCUUAUUGACUAUGUUCAUAACUACAAAUGCUGACGCCAAACAUAGCGUUCCAGUUCCAAACGGUCCAUCAACAACAGGAUCUGUAUUUCAUCCUUUCGGAAAAAUAACUGUAGAGAUCAUCAACGAUCUUGGUGACACACUAGCGUUGAAGUAUCACUGUAAAUCAAAAGAAGAUGACUUUGGUAAACGGAGUUUGCAACCGGGUAAAUCGUGGUCGUUCAAAUUUCAUCGUCAGUUCUUCGGAAGGACAUUGUUUUACUGUAGUUUUGUAUUGCCAAAUGGAAGGUAUACGUUCAACAUAUAUGAAGACCACCGAGAGAGCGCCGGCGAUAACUGGUGCCAAAAGUGUGUGUGGAAGAUAAGACAAACCGGACCUUGUAGGCUUAACGAUGUAACAAAGCAGUUUGCUAUUUGUUAUUCUUGGAACAAGUCCUUGUAUUGACCAAGUUUUGAUUAUGUAAUAUAUAACUUAUAUUAUUCCAUCUUAUAAUAGGUGUAUCAUCUUUCAUCAAAGAUACUAAUAAUAACAGUUGAUAGUGAUUAUACAGAUACAUGUAUAUACAAGGACAGGUAUAGGCCAGUAGUGUCCUAAUAGUCCUACUGAGGUGUUGUAUUAACAGCAGCAACGGUAGAUACCAUUGUGUCCACACCACAGAUGUUAGGAGUUCCCCUGCAGAUUUUGUAGUAA
Brassica napus (rape) is the source of this 720-nucleotide messenger RNA. RefSeq names its product S-protein homolog 2. The record is from RefSeq and is a predicted model, not a curated record. The coding region runs from base 1 to 474 and encodes 157 amino acids. The transcript has a single exon. NCBI's taxonomy places the organism in Eukaryota, Viridiplantae, Streptophyta, Magnoliopsida, Brassicales, Brassicaceae.